AUGGGCAAGACCAUUCCCAGGUUCCUGGAGCACCUGGACCUCAUCAAAAGCUUCGUGGGCUUGGCUACAGGCGCCGGGGCCUUAUACCUGCUGUACAAGGCCGUCAGGACUGGCUUAAAAUGUCAUCCACCACUCUGCUCCAACUCACCGAUCUGUAUUGCCCGUGAGUGUCCAGUCCCUGGGGAGAGGGCUCUGCCCCAGGAAGCCUCCCUAAGGCCUCCCCUGGGGGCCUCUACUUGUACUACGGACGACAUCGACUUGGUGGCCGAAAUGCUAGAUGAGAAGGACAACAGUGUAAAAAUCCAAGCUCUGAAUGCACUCAAAGCUUUCUCUGGCAUCAGGAAGUUCAGGCUCAAAAUCCAGGAGCAUUGCAUCAAGGUACUGGAACUGAUUUCCACCAUCUGGGACUUAGAACUGCACAUAGCUGGUCUCCGAUUGCUCAACAACCUCCCGCUACCUGACUAUGUGCACCCACAGCUGCGGCGGGUGAUGCCCGCCCUGAUGGAGAUCAUACAGUCAGACUGCAUUCUGGCACAGGUACAAGCUGUCCGCCUCCUGAGUUACCUAGCACAGAAGAACGACCUUCUCUAUGACAUUCUCAACUGUCAGGUGCGUUGCAACUUCCUGAACCUCUUCCAGUCUACACAGCCCGGCAGUCUGCUGUUUGAGGUGCUGGUGUUUGCGGAGCACUUGAGUGAAGGUCGGAACGCCACUCAUUACCGAGCGGUCAAAUGGCAUUACAACGAGCAAUCCCUGCACGAAGCCCUCUUUGGGGAUGAGUCCAGACUGGCAGACCGACUGCUCUCCCUGGUCAUCCACCCUGAGGAGGAAGUUCAGAUCCAGGCCUGCAAAGUCAUAGUGAGCUUGCAGUGUCCCCAGGACCUGGGAUCCCGACCCUCUUCCUGCCGACCUAGCCAUUCCUGCUUUAAAACCGGGAAGUGA
Molecule: messenger RNA, 942 nt
Organism: Mus pahari (shrew mouse)
Lineage: Eukaryota; Metazoa; Chordata; Mammalia; Rodentia; Muridae
Gene: Armc12
Product: armadillo repeat containing 12
Exons: 5
Coding region: 1-942 (313 amino acids)
Cellular component (GO): nucleus
Source: RefSeq, a predicted model, not a curated record